Molecule: messenger RNA, 225 nt
Organism: Arctia plantaginis
Lineage: Eukaryota; Metazoa; Arthropoda; Insecta; Lepidoptera; Erebidae
Source: the annotation of a GenBank genome assembly
AUGAAUCGGCUGACAAGCGAUGCCACCAGCUCGCCGGCGACCGGCACAGGUCGUCGGCACACGAUGACCGAUUCAUCUCUGUUCUCGCACCUCCACUGUACUGUAGUGUCGGUUCAACCAUUAUUUGGCUUUGAUUCUUUUGUAUCAGUUAACACGUAUCCUGCCUGGCCACCUGUAGUAGCGAUUGAGGAAGAUAUUAUCGAACAGGUGGUGCAUAACUUGUAA